AUGUUCAAGACCCAUCCCUGCCCACAGAGCUUGGCCCUGUUUCAGGAGCACGACCACAGACGACAAACCUGUUCCCUGUUUGCAAAGCCUCUGUGCCAGGGUCUGUCCUGCUUUGCUGCCAUUUGUGACUUGAGAGCCCCCCGAAUGAAAGGCCUGUUCUAUGAUGACAGCGCUUUGGAGAGCUGCAGGAUGGACGUCAACAAGGGCCUCCCAGCCACUGAGAGCCGCAGGGACCUCCAUGUAUGGAUCAUCGAGAACCUGAGGAUGGCACCAGUACCCGAGAAGGCUUAUGGGAACUUUUUCGAGGAGCACUGCUACAUCGUCCUCCAUGUUUCCCAGAGCCUCAAGGCCACGCAGGGGGCGUGCAGCGACCUGCACUACUGGGCGGGGAAGGAGGCGGGCGCCGAGGCGCAGGACGCGGCCGAAGCCUUCGUGCAGCAGCUGCAGGAGACGCUGGGUGGCGCCACCGUGCAGCACCGGGAGGCGCAGGGCCACGAGUCCGACUGUUUCCGCAGCUACUUCCGCUCGGGAAUCAUCUACAGGAGAGGGGGCCUGGCCUCUGCCCUCACGCACGUGGAGACCAACCUGUACAACAUCCAGCGACUGCUGCACGUCCAGGGGAGGAAGCACGUGUCGGCCGCCGAGGUGGAGCUCUCUUGGAGCAGCUUUAAUAAGGGGGACAUCUUCCUGCUGGACCUGGGCAAGGUGAUGAUCCAGUGGAAUGGGCCUGAGACCAGCAUUCCUGAGAAGGCACGGGGCCUGGCCCUGACCUGCAGCCUCCGGGACAGGGAGCGCGGUGGUCGCGCACAGAUUGGCGUGGUGGAUGAUGAAGUUGAAGCCACUGACCUCAUGCGGAUCAUGGAAGCCGUGCUGGGCUGCAGAGUGGGCAACGUGCCUGCCACCAGGCCCGACAAGAGUGUUAACCAGCUGCAGAAAGCCAGCGUCCGUCUCUACCAUGUCUGUGAAAAGGAUGAGGACUUGGUGAUCCAGGAGUUGGCGACCUGCCCACUAACCCAAGACCUACUGCGGGAAGAGGACUACUAUAUCCUGGACCAGGGUGGUUUCAAGAUCUACGUGUGGCAGGGACGCCUGUCCAGCCUCCAAGAGAAAAAGGCUGCCUUCAGCCGGGCUCUGCGCUUCAUCCAGGCCAAAGGCUACCCGACCUACACCAACGUGGAGGUGGUGAACGACGGCGCCGAGUCGGCCUCGUUUAAACAGCUCUUCCAGUCUUGGUCAACCAAGCAGCGCGGGAACAAGAACUUCGGCAGGCUAAGUAAAUCGAUUCAGGUAAGGCCGGAUGUGGGCAAGCUGCAGAGUCAGCCUGAGCUAGCUGCCCAGCUCAGGAUGGUGGACGACGCUUCCGGGAAGGUGGAGGUGUGGUGCAUCCAGGACUUAGGCAGACAGCCCGUGGACCCCGAGCGUCAUGCACAGCUGUGUGCAGGCAACUGCUACCUCGUCCUCUACACCUACCAGAGGAUGGGCCACGUCCAGUAUAUCCUGUACCUGUGGCGGGGCCACCGCGCCACCACGCGUGAUGUCAAGGCCCUGAACUGCAAUGCCGAGGAGCUGGACCUCAUGUACCGGGGAGCCCUGGUGCAGGAGCACGUGACCAUGGGCAGCGAGCCCCCUCACUUCCUCGCCAUCUUCCAGGGCCAGCUGGUGGUCUUCCAGGGGCACACGGGACGCGAUGGGAAGGAGCAGCCAGCACCUGCUACAAGGCUCUUCCACGUGCAAGGCACCGACAGCUGCAACACCAGGACCGUGGAGGUACCGGCCCGCGCCUCAGCCCUCAACUCCCAUGACAUCUUCUUGCUGGUCACAGCUAGCGUCUGCUACCUCUGGUUUGGAAAGGGCUGCAGCGGUGACCAGCGAGAGAUGGCGCGGACGGCGGUCACUGCCGUCUCUGGGGAGAACAAGGAAACGGUGCUGGAGGGUCAGGAGCCUCCCGGCUUCUGGGAGGCCCUGGGAGGCCCGGCUCCCUAUCCCGGCAACAAGAGGAGUUCGCGGAAGCGCAGCCUACCCUUCACUCCCCGGGAUCAGGAAGAUGAUGCCCGGGAGAGCUUGCUAGUGGCGCCCUCUGCUGGCCGAACAGGCUCCCUGCAUUGUCCCAGUCCCGGACCUGACCAGGUCACUAUGUUUCUGGGAGGCUACGUGCGGCAGCGGUUUAGGGCUACCUGCGUCUUCCAGGAGCGCAUCUUCCUGUGGCUCGGGGAAGCUGCCAGCAAGUGGAAGGAGGAGGCGGUGGACUGGGGCCAGGAGUACCUGAAGACCCACCCGGCAGGGAGGAGCCCCACCACGCCUAUCGUGGUGAUCAAGCAGGGCCAUGAGCCCCCCACCUUCACUGGAUGGUUCCUCGCUUGGGACCCCUACAAGUGGACUAACGACCAGUCCUACAAGGAGGUGGUGGAUGGAAGCCUGGGAGCAAUGCCAGCCAUAUGUGAGAUAACAGCCGAACUCAACGACUUCCAGCUGUCUAGAGGGCCAAGCAAUGGCGGGGCAGACCCUUUGACCCUGCAGACCCUCAAGGGCUCCCAGGACGGCUCAGGGAAUGAGCUGCAGCCAGGACCCAAGGCAGGUGACGCCAGCACCAACAGCCACCACAGCAGCCCCAGACCCACCAUCAAUGGGAGCCUGCCCCGCGAACGGCUAAUGCAUCAGGCUGUUGAGGACCUGCCAGAGGGUGUGGACCCGGCCCGCAAGGAGUUCUAUCUCUCAGACUCUGACUUCCAAGAGAUCUUUGGGAAGUCCAAGGAAGAAUUCUAUAGCAUGGCCAAGUGGAGGCAGCAGCAGGAGAAGAAGCAGCUUGGCUUCUUCUGA
Molecule: messenger RNA, 2817 nt
Organism: Puma concolor (puma)
Lineage: Eukaryota; Metazoa; Chordata; Mammalia; Carnivora; Felidae
Source: RefSeq, a predicted model, not a curated record